GCUGUGCAUUGUUUGAUAAUAGUUGGGUUAGAAAUGGGUCUUAUCGGUAAGGUGAUAGGGCAAACGGAGAUCAAGUCCGAUGGACAUUUGUUCUAUGAGAGUUGGAGAUACAGACCAAACCAGAUAUCAUAUAUGAGCCCUGGUAAUUUGCAAGGUGUUGAGAUAUACGAAGGUGAAUGGGGAACCGUGGGAUCUAGAAUGAUCUGGUCCUAUACCUUUGGUGGGGAAAAGAAGGUUACGAGAGAUAUUGUUGAAGCAGUUGAUGACGAGAAGAAGUCAAUCACUUGGAAGCUGGUUGAAGGAAGCCUCUUGGAUCUUUACAAGACCAUGAUUAUAACUGUUGAUGUUGAUACAAAAGGUAAAAGCAGUGUGGUGACAUGGACUUUUGAGUACGAGAAGCUUAAUGAGGAUGUCGAAGAUGCAAAUGCAUUGGUGGACUUUCAUCUUGUUAUGACCAAAGAUAUUGAAGCUUACCAUCUCCGCCAAAAAUGAUUUGGUUUAUUGGUGAUGCCAAGUUGUUUUAUUAUAUAAGAAAGUUUUUAAGUGUAAACGGCGAAUGUUUUCUCCAAGGAAUAAUAAGUAUGCA
Messenger RNA from Ilex paraguariensis (yerba mate), 586 nucleotides. Lineage: Eukaryota; Viridiplantae; Streptophyta; Magnoliopsida; Aquifoliales; Aquifoliaceae. The record is from the annotation of a GenBank genome assembly.